CUUGCCAAAAACCUCAUCUUUUAUGGUGGAAGAUUAUCUUCACGUCUUUAUCUAAACGAAAAAAACAUCACUACCCAGUUGGAAUUCAUGGUGAUUCAGUUCGGAUACUACAUCACAAUGAAGCUGGAGCGAGUCAACAAGGCCCUUGAUAAACUAUUACCUUUGAGACUCCAUCGAAAAUUGGUAGCAAUUGCUUUAACCUACACAAGCAUGCUUAUGCAAGUACUAAUUUUCCUUCCCAACCUUGCUCUCACGUUUAUUUUUGCUGAAUCUUGGAUUUCAAAAUUAGAACCCAAGAAAAUCAUCAGUACCAAGUUGGAAAGCAACAGCUCUCGCAUGUUUCAGCUCAAAGAGUACAUGAAAUGCAAGGCGGAGAGAGUGAACAAGGCGCUGGUUGAACUAUUACCAGAGAAGGGAAGCUCUCAAAAAAUUUGCGAUGCGAUGGCAUACUCUCUUCUUGCGGGUGGAAAGCGCAUACGCCCAAUGCUUUGUAUUGCCUCGUGUGAAUUAGUAGGUGGAGAUGAAUCAUCCGCGAUGCCAAUGGCAUGUGCAAUGGAGAUUAUUCACACCGCGUCGUUGAUUAUUGACGAUCUUCCUUGUAUGGAUAACGAUGAUCUAAGGCGAGGGAAUCCCUCGAACCACAAAAGGUACAGUGAAAGUGUUGCGAUUCUUACUAGUAAUGCACUGUCCUGCCUCGCCUUUGAGCACAUAUUGUCAAAGACAGAAAAUAUUUCCCAGCACCGUAUGGUUCCAGCCAUUUCUGAGCUUGUUUCAGCAGUCGGCUUGGAUGGGCUCGUAUUAGGUCAGUGUUGGGAUCUUGACUGUGAAGGAAAACAAGUGACUUUGGAGCAACUGAAAAAUAUUCAUGUGCUCAAAACUGGUAGGCUUUUAGAGGCCUCUGUUGUUUGCGGAGCGAUAAUUGGAGGAGCCAACGCAAGCGAGGUAGAUAAACUUCAAAAAUAUGCAAGCUGUAUUGGAUUAUUGUUUCAAGUGGUAGAUGAUAUUCUGGAUGAGACCCAGACCGCAGAAAAGUUGGGGAAGACGGCUGGCAAGGAUUUGGCGAGCGACAAGGCGACGUUCCCGAAGCUGAUGGGCAUCGACGGUGCCAAGAAUUAUGCCAGGGAGUUGGUUGAUCAAGCCGUUCAAGAGCUUGCUCAUUUUGAUGCUGCGAGGGCUGCUCCGCUGAAACAUUUAGCUCAUUUCAUUCUUAACCGUCCGUGGUAGUAUUGGGACCGAAAUGCAUCAAUAAAGUACGCCAGGCCGUCGACCAAAUUAGCAAAAUCUGAGAGAAGAUGCAAUAACCAGAAGUUUUCUCUCACAUUGCCAUGGUAUUUAGCUUAUCGGCAAACACCCUUGGACGACAGAUUUACCAACUGUUUAUUGGCAUGUUAUCAUUUACUCUUUGCAAUGAUGUUUUAUUGUCAAAUAAAAAUAAUGAGAAUAUGGAAGAUUGAGACCAAGCGAUUUGAGAUCAUUCGACCAGUAGAGUCAUAGUCGACGUCCAUGCAACCAUCGAUCG
Messenger RNA from Tripterygium wilfordii, 1519 nucleotides. Its product is annotated as geranylgeranyl pyrophosphate synthase, chloroplastic-like. Lineage: Eukaryota; Viridiplantae; Streptophyta; Magnoliopsida; Celastrales; Celastraceae. Bases 88 to 1224 code for a protein of 378 amino acids. Gene Ontology annotation, biological process: isoprenoid biosynthetic process. Gene Ontology annotation, molecular function: prenyltransferase activity. The record is from RefSeq and is a predicted model, not a curated record. The transcript has a single exon.